AUGCCUCCCCAGGACGACAAGCGACAGGCUGCGAGAGAAGUCAUCGACAUCCUCCAUGAGAUAUCAACUCUGCUUAACACUCAUCUCGACAGGACGGAGCUGUCACUCUGCGUGUCUCUCAUUGAAAAUGGCGUUAACCCUGAGGCUUUGGCUCUGACUAGAGUCCAGAAUGUGAUCAAGGAGCUGAGGAGAGUCGGCGUGGAUGGUGACUUGGCCGACAAGCCAUAG
This is a messenger RNA of Microsporum canis CBS 113480, 228 nucleotides long. RefSeq lists its product as hypothetical. Gene Ontology annotation, cellular component: centrosome; interphase microtubule organizing center; gamma-tubulin ring complex. Gene Ontology annotation, biological process: mitotic spindle assembly; gamma-tubulin complex localization; microtubule nucleation by interphase microtubule organizing center. The coding region runs from base 1 to 228 and encodes 75 amino acids. Lineage: Eukaryota; Fungi; Ascomycota; Eurotiomycetes; Onygenales; Arthrodermataceae. The record is from RefSeq and is a predicted model, not a curated record. The transcript is spliced from 3 exons.